Didymodactylos carnosus is the source of this 369-nucleotide messenger RNA. The record is from the annotation of a GenBank genome assembly. NCBI's taxonomy places the organism in Eukaryota, Metazoa, Rotifera, Eurotatoria, Philodinida, Philodinidae.
AUGUGUGAAGAGGAAAAUUUCAAUGAUAUAGAUGUUGAAAAUGAUAAUGAUAUUGGCAAAGUAUUAGCUCAAAUGUGGAUUGAUUAUGCGACUCGAUUAUUAGAAAAAUUUCAAAUACUUAAAUGUCAUAUUAACUUAAACCACCCACUUGGAUUAGAAUUAGUUCAAGAACUUAAACAAAUAGAACCAUAUGAUUAUGGAAAUAUUAAUCAUUUUUCGAAAGAUUAUAUACAAGACAGAUAUAAUGCUGAAAAAGAAUAUAAAUAUACAAAAUUGAUUUGGGGUGAUGAUGAAGGCGAAGAUUGGGAAUAUUUAAAAGAUAUAUUAGUUCCAUUUUAUGAAAUUGAUCAUCAGGAACAAAAUAAUUGA